Rhopilema esculentum is the source of this 1562-nucleotide messenger RNA. RefSeq lists its product as uncharacterized. Gene Ontology annotation, biological process: sensory perception of taste. The record is from RefSeq and is a predicted model, not a curated record. Gene Ontology annotation, cellular component: membrane. NCBI's taxonomy places the organism in Eukaryota, Metazoa, Cnidaria, Scyphozoa, Rhizostomeae, Rhizostomatidae.
UUCAAAACUGUGUUUUUAUUGUGAAAUGAACGUUGAAUUUUCCCAAGUAAAAACGGAUGGUCACGUUAUUUAGAGUUUUUUGCAAUCAGAUCUAAAAUGAUAAGUAAUUCUCAACAAUUAAUUUUAUCAAUUCUCUUUGUAAGGCGGUACACUUUUCCUUAACAACUGAACAAAUAUUUAUCAAAUCCUUACAAUUAUCUGAGGUAGCUUAAAUAUUGAAACUAUUGAGAAGUAUUCAAGAGAUGAUAAACAGUCAAAAAGAUUCUGUCUUGAUCGUCACUGGAAUUCAUGUAGUUGAAGCAAAGAUGGAGCAAGUGGAAGAACAAAUCAGUGAGACAAUUUUUGAGAAAACUUUCCAGCGCAUAUUCACCGCCUUGAAGAUAUUUGGUUUCAGCCCAACUGUACCAAGUGUUCUGAAAACUAGAGAUCGACGGUGUUCGGCAUGGAAAGUUCUGUCCCUCUGCUACGGCGGUGUAAUACUUUUGUAUUCCAUUUUGAGUAUCAUUCGCACGUGCUAUGGCAUGGUUUUUGGGAGUCUGGUUUUCUGUUUUACUUGCGACUUUGCAUUGCCGUCUGGAUGACACGCUGCUUUCUGCAUUCCAUUAAUGUCAUGAAGAUCAUGACAAGCAACAAUGGUAAGAGAAGUAAGCUCUUUGCCAUUGUCAAACAGCUAGAUGAAAACAUUGGCAGAGAAACAAUGAGGAAUUGCAAAAAAGAAGUUCAGCGGUAUAAACGACGUUCGAAAAUUCUGUUUAUAAUUAUCUUUGGCGUCGUUAUCAUAAGCACUACAUUGGUUGCCGCAGCGUUGUUCAUUGGCGAUUCGGGAAAGAUGUUCCUACUGCUGCUGUACCCAUUUCAAGAUCAGAUAGUUUACAAGCUCCUAUAUGUCUUCAUGACUCUGCACAUGAAUGUUGCAUGGAUGGCACCAAAUUUGUUGUACGACUCGGUAUGUGACAGCCUCGUUUUAAAACUCAACUUUCUUGAAGAUAAACUGGCCUCUCUCAGUGAGAAUCUCACUGUUCGCGACCAUAUAAGUGAAAUACGCCAAAUGUAUUUAAAGAUGACACGGCUGGUUGGGGAAGUUGAUGCGAUGUUUGGUCCGAUGGUUAUGUUCGUGUAUGUGUUUGACAUAGCACUCUUCUCCUUGAAUCUCUACAUUUCGUUGUUUAUAGCAAGAAGCUUCCUUGAGCAUUUUGGUAUAUAUUUUUGGAUACUUAUGACAUUGGCAAACCUUCUAGUUGUCUCAUUCGAUGCAUCACGUGUGGUUGAAAAGGGUAAAAAGGUUGUCGAGCAAUUACAGCGACUUUCUCCUGAAGGUGCAGACUCUCAAGCCACUGCCGAGCUGUCUCUGUUACUGUUUCAUCUUUCGGGUGAACCCAUUGUGAUGACAAUAUGGAGUCUUAUUCCUCUCUACAAAUCUAUCAUUGUAUCUGUUUUUAUCAGCCUGAUAACCUACUUUACCCUUCUGUUGCAAUUCAAAUGAAGGCCAGUAGAAUGCCCAGAAAAGAGGGUUCUCCUUUUGAUUAGCAAAGCAUAUAUUGGAUGAAUUCCUUUUGCUAUGU